Molecule: messenger RNA, 2977 nt
Organism: Trichophyton rubrum CBS 118892
Lineage: Eukaryota; Fungi; Ascomycota; Eurotiomycetes; Onygenales; Arthrodermataceae
Exons: 3
Coding region: 1-1629 (542 amino acids)
Molecular function (GO): cholinesterase activity
Source: RefSeq, a predicted model, not a curated record
AUGCGAUUUCUACUUAAAACACUUGCGCUUUGCACGGUUUUUAUACGGGCUUCAACAUCCUCCCCUCUUGAACGACUUAGCAGCCAUGAUAAUAACAACGACCACACCAGUCCAGUUGUGACCAUCGAUUCGGGUGUUAUCAUCGGUAAAAAUGCGCAUGUUCCUGGCUCAACGGAAACAGUGCAUCAGUUUCUCGGCAUCCCUUUUGCCAAACCGCCAGUCAAGAACCUUCGAUUCUCACCACCAGAACACCCACUGCCCUGGCAUAAGCCCCUGCAUACUUCCAAAAGCCCUCCAGCUUGCAUACAAGAUUUCGGCAACAAGACUUCUGGGAGCGAAUUUCAAAAGGCGUUAUUCAACACGCCUCCCGCACCCGGGGAGAGCGAGGACUGCCUGUAUUUGAACGUCUACCGGCCCAAAGGUGAUUACAAGGGGAAACCGAUAUUGUUCUGGACAUUCGGCGGUGGGUAUAGAUUUGGAGCUAGUUCGUAUCCGUUUUACGACGGUUCAAGUCUUGCUGCAAAUCAGGAUAUCAUUGUGGUUACCGCCAAUUAUCGAACUAACUUGUUUGGGUUCCCCCGGUCACCACAGCUUCCAUUAGACAAGCGAAACUUGGGUAUACUUGAUCAAAGACUGGCUCUUGACUGGGUAAAGAGAAACGUCCAUGCUUUCGGAGGUGAUCCCAAUAAAGUCACCAUUGCUGGACAGUCUGCCGGAGCAGUAUCUGUGGGCCAUCUUAUCAAUACAGCUCCCGUUAAUCUGCCGUUUCGAGCCGCCAUUUUGCAAUCAGGCUCUUCACUGUUCCAACUCCCUCCAAGCCCCCCCAAUAGCGAAUUUUCAUCUUGGACGGGCUUGGUACAAUGUCUCAACUGUACCAGUAGUUCAGAUGCGGCCGUCCUAGAAUGCGUUCGUGGCGCAAGUGUUGGUACCUUGCGAAAGAUACUGUUGGAGACUGGCCUGCCAUUCCAAACCCCCAACAUGGACGAUGUCACUGUCCUUGAAUCCCCAGCCAAGGCGUAUGCUGCAGGCAAGGCCGCGAAAGUACCGAUCCUCAUAGGCUCAACUCUAGACGAUGGAUCAACCUUCGCCUACGGCAAGGGGGACAAUGUCACAGCCUUCAUCAACAGUUUAUCAUUUCCCCCUGAAUUAGUGGAGGCGAUAAUAAAACUGUAUUCACCGAACUCCACGGCAACAGCAAGCCUAUCAAUGGGUCGCCAAAUAAUCUCACAGAUGAUAACGGACUUGACAUUUCGUUGCCCUGCUGGCUUCGUCGCGAAUCUUACUGCAACAACUCUGAAAGUACCUGUAUGGCAGUAUCUGUUUAACGACCCGGCCGCAAGUCAUCCUGACUACGCAGAACUAGGAGUCUACCAUACGUCUGACAUAGCUUAUGUAUUCGGCACGCAGGGGCUUCGCGAUCCGGGACAGGCGAACAAGCUCUGGUUACAAAAGCUGUGGGCAGACUUCGUCAAGAACCCGCAAGCCGGCCCAAGCUGGAAGCAGUACCCUUCCGUUGGCCUGCUAAGAGAAGACGGGGCAAACGCUAUUGCUACUGAGGACGUGAAGACACUGGAUCCAAUCUGCCGAGUGUGGGAUAAGCUGUACUCGUCGGCACUGCUCAAGCACUGAAGAAAUUCACCGCCUCUUCCCACGGGGUUUGCGAGUAUCAACAGCGUUAAACCUAACGUUCACCUUUCGAUGACGAUUAACCAGUGCUGGUGCAGCCUUUUCCUGCUGUGCCUAGAUACGUUACGGUCUGGGAAUCAAGCGUCCUUGGCGAUGUUCAGGAUAGCAUUAUUAUGGCGGAUUUACUUUUGAGCCACGGAGGUUGACAGGUAGUUAGUUGCCGGUUGAGAGGCAAGGCGAAUUGUUUGUUCAGGAGAAGCUUCUGGUUUUUUUUUCCCUUUGUCUUCUGAAGUUAAUACUGGCUUUUGUGGCUGUAGAAUUGUUUGCUCUGGUUCUCUCCCUGACGUUCUCUCGGUACAGAAAUCUCGCCAAUCUACGGAGUACGUGUGUGUGUGUGUGUGUGUGUUUGUCUUUUGCACAGAAUAUCUCGAACUACCGAGUGCUUGACAGCGGUAACUUCAAUAAAAUGGGCUGAUCCUAGCAUACAGUAUGCGAGCAUGAGGUCUAUAUGGCCAACCGUCUUCGUGGCGUCUCGUAGCCUGCAUUCGAGAAGACGGCUGUUGGAGUGUCAACGCUAGAUGAGGUGGAAGUUUGUCGAGCUCAUAGCCAAAGCCCUCUCUAACCACAACGUCGACCCUCGAGCGACAGCCACCCUGAGCUAACAUCAACAAGUCUAUCCAUCCAGGCUUUAUUAGAUGCGGCAAACGUUGACUGUCGCCUUGUACGAGGUACGAAAGCUUUGUUACAUGAUAAUGUGUGUCGAUGUUCCAUUAAUAUAUGCAGAGCAGCACCAUUUCCAUACGCCCGCGUCUGAUGUCUGGCCAGUCACUCCGACCCUCCAGGCCUUGGUUGUGCAGCCAGCGCUCUAGCACUCCAGCUCCCUGGGUCUGAAACCAGCAUAAUAAUCAUAGGUACUUGCUUUGGUUCUGAGAAGCGCAGACGAUCGGCAAUCUGCAGCAUGCGGGGAUAGAUGAAAUAUUUUGUUGUCACUAUUAUUCUAGACAACCCCCAGCAUACGACUAGACGCAGCACCAAUCACGACCUCGAUAUAGAGUCACAGCGAGCUGCAGAUGAUGAGACUCGACGCCGUACUUCGUCCUACAAAUGGUACAUCGUACAAGUUGUGUUCCAUCGGCGGUGCGCAAGUUCGAAGGAGGACAGUCGAUAUCAACUGGGCCGGUCCAAAUAACGCAGGCCGAACAAGCCUCCCCUUUCGCCUAACUACAGCUGUCAGAUCCAUGGAGCGAGAAAUUGAUGCGUCCGAGAGUUAACAAACCCCCGUUUGUCAGGCCAGGGAUCGUUGCAUGCAGGGAAGGUUUUGCUCUGGCGAGGGUUUGCGGGCUAGAACUAU